This is a messenger RNA of Drechmeria coniospora, 609 nucleotides long. RefSeq lists its product as uncharacterized. NCBI's taxonomy places the organism in Eukaryota, Fungi, Ascomycota, Sordariomycetes, Hypocreales, Ophiocordycipitaceae. The transcript is spliced from 3 exons. The record is from RefSeq and is a predicted model, not a curated record. Bases 1 to 609 code for a protein of 202 amino acids.
AUGGCCGACUGGGAAAAGAUGACGACCGACACAACCGAUUCGCUGCGGUCCGUCGAGAGCAGCAGCUCGCUCGGCUACAACAGCCAGCUUGUCGUCGACCCCCUGAGGACCUACAAAUGGCCGCCGUGGCAGCUCAACUUUUGGAUAUUCGCCAUGCUUCUCGCCUCGACGAGCAUCAUGGCCGUCUUUUCCCUCUUCGUCCAGAUGCAGUACCGACUGCUCCUGCCGGUGCCUUGGUACUUUCCCUACUGCAUCGUCGUCAGCAUCGUCGCCAUCGCCUUCCUCGUCUGCAUCUUCUGCCUCAUCGCCCACCGCCGCCUGCUGCCGGCCAUUGUCAUGAGCGGCGCCUUUGUCCUCUUCGUCCUGUGGAUGGUCGGCCUCGUCGCCGUCUCGAUGCAGCUAUGGGGUCCCAACGGGUCCGUCCAUGGCAACUGCAGCCUGCAGGUCUUCAACCGGAGCCCGACGGGCAUGUCGCAGGAUACCUUGGCCUGGAUGCAGCAGAAAAACAUAUGCCAGUCGUGGUAUCUCGUCUUUUUCAUGUCGCUCGCCGGCGCCAUGUCUCUCGUCUGGGUCAUGGUCAUGGCCUAUCAGGUGUAUACGAGCUCGUAG